CAUGGAUGAUCCGAGCAUCACCCUGUGGCUUGCGGCGACACACGGCAGAGGUUUGGACCAUCGCGGCCGCUGUAGCAGAAGGAGGAGGAGAGCAUGACUGGUCCUUUUGACGUGGAAUAUUUCCGUAAAGAGACGAUGGAGGAGUAGCAGCGUGUGGCCUCGAAGCUAUCCCGUAUUAACCUGACAUCGAGACGGGAUUUAGCCCUGAAUCCCGGUCUGAUCUGGGUUCACGGGAGUUGACGGACAACAGUCUUUAACAGGCUGAUCCCUUUCUGUUUCCCCGCCUCCCUCCGCUCAGCUACAAUCAUGAUAAAAGCCAUUUUAAUAUUCAACAACCAUGGGAAACCAAGGCUUUCUAAAUUCUACGAGCAUUAUAAUGAAGACACAGAGCAACAGAUCAUCAGGGAAACCUUCCACUUGGUCUCAAAAAGAGAUGAGAACGUCUGUAAUUUCCUAGAAGGUGGAAUGUUAAUUGGAGGAUCAGACUACAAGCUGAUCUACAGACACUAUGCCACACUGUACUUUGUGUUUUGUGUGGACUCCUCAGAGAGUGAACUAGGAAUUUUAGACUUAAUCCAGGUAUUUGUGGAAACGCUGGACAAAUGCUUUGAGAAUGUCUGUGAGCUUGACUUAAUUUUCCAUGUAGACAAGGUCCACAACAUUCUGGCAGAGAUGGUGAUGGGCGGGAUGGUCCUGGAGACCAACAUGAACGAAAUCAUCACACAGGUGGAUGCCCAGAACAAGAUGGAGAAGUCUGAGGCCGGUAUUGCAGGAGCACCUGCUCGUGCCGUAUCAGCUGUAAAGAACAUGAACCUCCCGGAAAUGCCCAAAAACAUCAACAUUGGUGACAUCAGCAUAAAAGUGCCAAAUUUACCCUCCUUCAAAUAGUGGCAGCGAGAUCCUGAACCUGCAGAUGUCGGCCAAUGUUUACCGUGAUGCAAUCUGUUUACCAAAACCUCAAAUUACUAACUUUUAUCAAAACUAUACAUCUUGAAGGUACUCUGUGAUUUGACACUCCUUGUUCUGGUGUUAUCUUUUUGUUUUUCCUAUUAAAGAAAAUAAUGUUUUACGUGUUUUGUUUUUUCUGUUGAAAGGAAAAAUGAAGUAUUUAUUUAUAAGUGGUACAUUCCUUCUGCCUCGUUGGGGUUUGGCCCUUGACGUUUAGCUGCUACAGUACAGAUCUGUGUCUGUUUGUACCUGAAAUGAUUUCACUGACUCAAGUGUUUACUUAAAAGAGAAAGCGUGGCUGGUAGGGAAGUUGUUGGUUAUUCCAGACUAGAGAAAUCAAUCAAUGGAGGAAAGAGCAUGAAAAUAUUUUGAAUACCAAAUUGAAACAGAUCUACUACAGUAUUGAAAGUCAUACAUUACAAAUCAGGCAAACAGUAAAGAAUAUUAUUAUAUUACAGAAAAUGCUGUGACAGAAAUAUGGAUAUAUAUCUAUAUAUAUAUAUGUAGAUAUAUAUGCUGAAAUUAUUUUUUUCUUUUCUUAUUUGUAUGCAGAAUAUUUUUAAAUGAUUUAUCAUGUCUUAUCAUAUUUCUCUUAAUUUUAAUCUGUGCAUGACUUUCUUUUCUUCUUUUUCAACGUAAUAAACUGUCGAAACUCAA
Molecule: messenger RNA, 1605 nt
Organism: Siniperca chuatsi (mandarin fish)
Lineage: Eukaryota; Metazoa; Chordata; Actinopteri; Centrarchiformes; Sinipercidae
Product: AP-3 complex subunit sigma-1
Exons: 6
Coding region: 307-888 (193 amino acids)
Biological process (GO): intracellular protein transport; Golgi to vacuole transport
Cellular component (GO): membrane coat; intracellular membrane-bounded organelle; AP-3 adaptor complex
Source: RefSeq, a predicted model, not a curated record